GCUUUGGCAGCCUAUAUAAACCCAAUGCUGGUGUGGUGAAGCCAGGAGUCAAAAGAAGCAACAACUGCAGAAGUAGAGGGUGUUCUAACACAAAGCGGAACUUCUCCCGAUUACAAGGUUGGCAACAGAAUAACAGACAUCAGCCAAAAAAUGGUUGAAGAACUAAAGGAGUCUGUGAAAGAAGAGCAGGCUGAGAAAAAGGAGGAGGCAGCCAAGGAGAAGCCAGAUGAACCACAAGAGAUCGUACUGAAAGUCGACAUGCACUGCGAAGGAUGUGCAAAGAAGGUCGAGAAAUCCCUCUUGAGAUUUGAAGGAGUCGAAAACGUCAAGGCUGACAGUCGAUCGAAGACGGUUGUGGUGAAAAGCAGGGCCGCAGAUCCCUCAAAGGUCUGCGAGAGGGUUCAGAGGAAGACAAAGAGAAGAGUUGAGCUGAUUUUCCCUCUUCCUCCACCUCCAGAAGAGGAGAAGAAAGAGGAGGCUCCAGCACCACCUCCAGAAGAAAAGAAAGAGGAGCCACCGAAGACAAUAACUGUCAUCUUGAAGGUCCAGAUGCACUGCGACGCUUGUGCGCAGAUUCUGCAAAAGCGUAUAAGCAGGACAGAAGGUGUAGAAUCGGUCGAGACUGAUCUCCUCAACGGCCUAGUGGUCGUCAAAGGGGUGAUGGAUCCGGCUGUGCUCAUCGAAAGCAUCCAGCGGAAGACGCGGAGGCCGGCAGUCAUCGUCGAAGAGGUGAAGCCGCGGGAGGAGGAGAAGAAGGCAGAGGAGGAAGAGAAGAAGCCAGAUGAGGAUAAGGCCGACGGCAUCGAAGAGAUCAAGAAGUAUGACUUCUGGCCGCCCGUCCAGUACUAUGUCGAGUACGUCUACCCAUACCCGCUACCGCCGCCACCGACGGCACUGGUGUCCGAGGAGUUCAGUGACGAGAACCCGAACGCUUGCACCGUCGCGUGAUACCAUCUGAAGCUGUUCUUUUGCUUAGACGGUGGUUUCUAUGCUAGAAAUGCAUGCUGAUAUGGUAAUAAAAUGAGUGGUUUUGAGAACUUGUACAAGAUUGUGUUAUUAAGUAUCAUGAAAAGUGAGCUCGCAUUGCUCAAUUGACUAGCUCUCCUAUGGUACAACCUAUUUACCCGGGUUUAGAUUUGA
Molecule: messenger RNA, 1140 nt
Organism: Oryza sativa Japonica Group (Japanese rice)
Lineage: Eukaryota; Viridiplantae; Streptophyta; Magnoliopsida; Poales; Poaceae
Product: heavy metal-associated isoprenylated plant protein 7
Molecular function (GO): metal ion binding
Source: RefSeq, a predicted model, not a curated record